AAUAAAUCCAUGAAUAAACAAUUCAAGGUAGCUUUAAUAGGGGAUUCCAGAAGUGGGAAAUCAUCACUUUUGAGAUCUUUAAAAGGUGAAGAGUUUCUUUAUGAAUCUUAAGAAACUGUAGGAGUUGACUUUUAUUAAAGAAGUCUUGAUUUCAAAAAUAUCAACUAUACAUUUAAACUUUAUGAUACUAGUGGUUGCGAAGCUUACAGAUUAAUUUUGAAUAGACUUUUAAGCUAAAUUGAUGCAGUCAUCAUUUUUUUUGAUGCUUCAUAAGAUAAAUACUUAGAACAAAUAACAAGGUGGUGUCACUUGAUAGAAAAUGAAUUAAGAACAAUACCAACAUUCCUUAUUGGAAAUAAAAUUGACAUCUAAGAUUUAAGUCUUAAUUCAGAUAUUUCUUUAAAAUUACCAGUGUUCUACGUUUCUGCUAAAACAGGUGAAAAUGUUUAGAAAUGUUUUAAUAAAAUAUUUCUAUCACUGACUCCUUAGAAACAUACUAUGAUUAAUUAAAAGUAAUAAAAUCAAACAACUACAUGGGGAUUACUUUGUUCUUGUUGCAAAGGAGAAUGA
This is a messenger RNA of Paramecium sonneborni, 570 nucleotides long. NCBI's taxonomy places the organism in Eukaryota, Ciliophora, Oligohymenophorea, Peniculida, Parameciidae. The record is from the annotation of a GenBank genome assembly.